AUGUAUGCCUCAUUAUUUUCCCUCUUUUGUUUCCUUCGCUUAUUACUCAAUCUUUCUCUCUGCUUUUUACUACUCCUUCACCUUUUCACUCUAUCCUUAACCCUCUUCUCUUUUCAUUCUCUUCAUCUUUUCCCCUCAUUCCUCCUCGAUAUUUAUUGCUUUUUAUUCCUCCUUUCCUCUUUUUUAUCCCUCUCUCUUUAUUUCUCUUUCUUCAUCUUUAAUACUAUUUAUUCCUCACUAUAUCUGUCUUUUUCCUCUCCUUCAUUUGUAUUAUUCUUAAUCUUUAUUUCUUCUUUUUUCUACCCCCCUUCUUCUUUUCCCUCUAUUCCUCCCCCUCUUCUCUUUCUCCCCCCCCCCGUCACCUUUAUUACUCUCUACUACUUUCUAUUGCUCUCUUCAUUACUCUGUCCUUUCAUCUUUUUCCAGCUAUCCCGGCCUCUCUUAUCGUCCAUUUUGUCAUUGUUAGUUUAUAUCUCCCUCUUCAUUUUCUUCCCUUUUUAUUACAUCUUAUCCUUCACUCUCUUUUUUUUCCAUUUCCUCUCCUCUCUUUAUUACUCUUCAUUUUGCUCUCUUCUUUUUAUCCCCCCCCUCUCAAUCAUUCUACUCUAUUCCUCUCUUCUCUUUUCGUCCUUUCUUCAUCUUCAUUACUUUUUAUCGUUUUAUCUUUUCACUAAUUGCUUAGUUCUCUCUUUCCCGCCCUUCAACGUUAUUACUGUUAAUCUUUCUUUCUUUCUUUUCCACGUAUUCAUCUGCUCGUACUAUCUUCUAUUUUCCUCCAUACAUCUUUAUUACUCUUUUCUUCUUUUUUUUUUUUCUAUUUACUCCUUUGUCCUUUCUUUUUUUUUCCUACCCUCAUCUUUUUUCACUCAUUGCCUAAAUCUCUCUUCUUUUCACCCUUUCCUAUUCAUUAAUCUUUAUGUUCUCCUUCUUUCAUUUCAUCUCGUUUUUCUUUUCUUUAUCUUUCGUCUUUAUGUCUACCCUCUCUCUUUCUUUCCCACCCUUUUUCCACUCUUUGCACAUCUUUCCUAUUCCUUUUCCCCUUUCAUCUUUAUUAAUCUUAAUCUCUCUAUUCUUUUUUUUUAUUUUCUUUCCUCUUUUCCGUCAAUCUUUUCAUUCUUUUUUCGGCUUAUUCACUGUUCUCCACUUUCAUCUAUUACUCACUAA
Acanthosepion pharaonis is the source of this 1164-nucleotide messenger RNA. The record is from the annotation of a GenBank genome assembly. Lineage: Eukaryota; Metazoa; Mollusca; Cephalopoda; Sepiida; Sepiidae.